UCAAGGUUUGUGUGCAGAGCUACAAAGGAAUGAAAUGGAAUUGGAGAACCUACAGGCAGUAAACGGUGGUCUUGAUCAUGAGAUCCAAGAAUACAGGACCAAAUGCAUUGGAUUGGAAGAGCAAAUAAUGGGGUUAAUAGAAGAUGGGAAUGCAAUGUCUCAAAGGGAGAAGAGUGCAGGGGAAAGAAUUUGUCAUUUGGAGGAGGUCGUUAAGAAGAUGCAAACUGAAGAAAAUGAGAGGUUUUAAGGAAUUGGAGACGCGGGUUUUGAAAUUGCAAGAAGAAAAUGCAACAUUGAGAGACUUGCAGGUCGAUGCAGCUGAUGAGACGCAAUUGAUUAGAACUGAAACAAGUCCAAAUCCCCCUUUUACACCCGCCAGUUGCAAAUGUUCUUCACUGCAAAUAAACUCCAAUGGUGUGCUCUCCUCAGGAGAUGCACCUCCUGAUUAUUUUGCAAGAGCAGUACUGGGAGGUUUUGAGACAGAAGGGACACUAACUGGAUUUCGCAAGUGCAGUGGGACACCAUCUACUGAGAAUCAAGUUGUGCUCAAACAAGCAUCAACUACAUAUAUGGACUUCUCACACCUACCGUUUUACUCUCGAGAGAUCACAUUGGAGGACAUCCUUAGGCAACCGCAACGAAUUCGUGAGGUCAUGAGGUUCACUAGGAUGAGGAGAAACAUGAUUUCAGCUGAGAGGGAGCUCCAUACAGAAACGGAAGGUAUUUGGGAACAAAUGGCUGAAGCACAAGCUGCUGCUCCUGAUGGUGCUGAUGCUGGUGAUGGUGCUCCUGCUGAUGGUGGUGUUGCAAAUGCUUCGGGUGGUGCUGCUGCUGCUGGUGCUCCUUCACUUUAA
This is a messenger RNA of Papaver somniferum (opium poppy), 854 nucleotides long. RefSeq lists its product as uncharacterized. NCBI's taxonomy places the organism in Eukaryota, Viridiplantae, Streptophyta, Magnoliopsida, Ranunculales, Papaveraceae. The coding region runs from base 144 to 854 and encodes 236 amino acids. The transcript has 4 exons. The record is from RefSeq and is a predicted model, not a curated record.